Messenger RNA from Pelobates cultripes (western spadefoot toad), 7137 nucleotides. Lineage: Eukaryota; Metazoa; Chordata; Amphibia; Anura; Pelobatidae. The record is from the annotation of a GenBank genome assembly.
AUGACCAAGCUUGGAGUCAAAGGCCAGUGCCCUUAUAAAGGAAAAUUUGUACCAAAGCAGCAGAAUGUCCAUCCCAUGCCAAGGACACCACUCUCAAUCAAGGUUUUAAGAAUGUUCCCCCAUGUACAUAAGUGCAAAUAAAGACAUAAACCUGAAUGUACCUGCACUUUAUGGAAGGGUAACAUGCAGUACAGUCAGCAACACCUUUACUUGAAGUCUUGCUUAAAGAGGACCUCUCACUUCUUAGGAUUUUCAGCAUUACGUUUACCUAUUCGUAUAUUUAACAAAUAUGUAUUUGUAAGGUGUGAAAAAUAAAAUCAGGUGUAGAAAUCCACACUUCUUUAUGCUGCGAAUGGGUGCUUCCAUUUUAGCUCCCUGUCAAUCAUUGUUCUAGGCGCUGUCCGUUGCGACUGGCAAAUGUAACAAUGUUUCUGCUUCCGCUCUUCCUUUGCAAUGUUUCCCCUGCUUUUGCCACGUCUGAACUAGAAUGGUGUAAUUUGCUGAACCUAUAAUAUAAAGUUAAAGAUAAAUGGGCAUACCAUUAAAAAAAAGCUCAACAUAAGUCAUAGGUGAUUUUUAAUGUUUUAUCCAAUUAGGUCAUUUCUGGAGAGGUGACAGUUCUCCUUUAAACCUAAGACUUCUUAAUCCUAAAGCUAAACUAAAUCCUUUUAACCAUUAACAAUAAAUGCGAUUAAGGGCCCAAAGCACAGACACCUUUCAAAGUCAUUCAUAUCAAACAGCCUUAAUAAUGAAAGUAAAUUAGAUAAUAAUGUAAUCAAGCAGUAUGGCAGAGAGUGUGUCAUCUGUCCAGUUCUCUAUUAAUGGGUCGUUUUUAUUUUUUUCCUUGAGCUCCACCUUUCUCCAGGACGGUUCAGUUCUAUCAAGUUCCCACACCAGACAAGGCCAAUGUUAUUCUUCUCUAGAGAGCUAACCCAAGCACAGUAGCUAAUAGUAUUCACUGCUGUGCUGUUUAUCUCUUUGUCCUGUUUCAAGUAUCCUCUGCCCCAGCUACUGGCAGAGAUGUCCACUGCACUACAGAAGAUCUUUUCUAUCCCCACACGUUCAUUCCAAGCUAUGAUACAGAAACGGACCACCAGUAUUCACAGCAAGCCCCCCAAGGGAAAAGUUGGCCCCAUGGUAAGUAUUUCAACAUUUUUUUAAGAACACACAACAAUUUGUGACAAUCACUCAUGCAAACAAUAACAGUGUAAUCCAGUAGUAACCACGUCCUUUUAAAACGUCUCACAUUUGUUGCAUGAUCUCAUCAGGGAAGAAAGAGUUUAAGAGUAAAGUAAUGCCAGUCACUGAACCUAAAAGCUUACAAUCUACAACACAAAUUCUAUCUGCUAUCAGCACUUUUCAUGUUUAAACUUGUCUAAUAUUUUUCAACUGUAAUAUUCAUUUUUGCAUCUGGAAUACAGCAGAACAUCAAAACCAAAUUCAAUAAUGAUUUUAAAAAUGCUCUAAUUAUAACUAAUGUUCUAGUAUUAAAGAUCAAGUUCUAAUACUAUAGUUAUAAUGUUCUAGGUAUGUUAUCGUUAUAGUGCUAUAUGUAUAAUGUUAUAAACUUCCAUUCAUAUAACUGUAGUUACAAUGUUAUAGUUAUAAUAAUUUGUUGUACUGCUAUAUUUAUGUUCUAGUUUUAACGCUAUAGUUACACAACUGGUUAUAAUAUCGUAGUUAUAUUGUUAUAGUUAUAGGUAUUUUUCUGUUAUAGUUAUAAUGCCAUAGUUAUGAAACUGUAGUUAUGUUAUAGCUAUACUGCUAUAGUUAAAAUGUGAUUUUCAUGUUAUAGUUAUAAGCCUACAGUUAUAAAGUUAUGGUUAUAAAGCACUAGUUACAAUAUUGUAGUUACAAUGGUAUAGUUAUGUAAAAGUUAUACAAUUCUAGUUCUUAUACAACAGUUAGAAUGUUAUAGUUAUCAUUCUAUAGUUACGUUAUAGUUAUACUGUUAAAGUUUUCAAUGUUAUAGUUAUAAUCCACUGUGCUAUAAUUAUAGUGAUAGCUAUAAUGCAAUAGUUAUAAUACAAUUGUUAUAGUUAAUGCUAUAGCUAUACAGCUCUAGUUAUAAUGCAAUAAUUAUGGUUAUAAAGUUGUAGUUUUAAUGCACUAUUAAUGCUAUUAUAUUUAUAAUCCUCUGGUUAUAAUGCUAUAUUUACAAUUUUAUCGUUAUAAUGCUAUGGUUAUAAUGUUAGUUAUGCUAAAAGUGUAGGUUAAGCACUCCAAAUCUCGUGGACUACAUCUCCCAUAAUGCACUUACAGCAAUAAUGCUGGCAAAGCAUUAGUGGAGAUACAGUCCACGGUAUUUGGAAUGCUGAAGGUUGCUUACCCCUGCUACAGAUACAAUACAUCAAUAAAAAUAAUAAUGCAAUAAACAAACAUUAAAUCUUGGAUUUUUUUUCAUGUGCCCUAUAAUGACUAAUAAAAAUAUAAAGAUCACCGAUGCCUAUUGUUCUGGACAUCAAUGGAAUAUGUAGGACUUUCUUGUGUCUCUGCAAAGACUGGAUUCAUUCAUAUUUUACAUGUUUCUAUGAAAUCUUGCUGAUCAAAUGCCUUUCCUGGAGUUGAAUUUUUAAUUCCCUUUGUGCAGCCUGAUCUUAUUUAAUGUCUCAAAUUGUAUUAAAACCAGUUAAAACUCUGUAGUCACAUUUACCAGGCAGAAAUAUGAAAGGCGAUACCUCCUAUUUUCUUUAUAAUGAUGUCUAAUUCAAAGUCUCUAUGCAGCCAAGAAUGCGUGCCUGUAAAGUCUCAUGUCUCUACAUGCCAACCACAGUAGAUAUCACGUUUAAAUCAAUGGGUUUUAUUUUUAUGUUUUACAUAUUUUUUUUUUGGUUUUAUAUUUUGCAACUACAAGUAUAUUUACUAAACAAGGAACACCUGGAUUGAAAACUUCAGUCAUUAUCUCUAGCAGUCGAGUCGUGGCUAACCUGGGCACUGCAGUAUUUCUGAACUACAUGUCCCAUGAUGCUCAGCUAUUCUUCAUUGCUUUAGUGAUCAUAGACAUCUAGAGUGUCCAGGGCAGCUCUCACACUUUUUUUCAGUCUCUCCCUCUCUUUAUUUUGUAUUAAUAUUCUUCAUCUGUUUUCCCUCUAAUUGCCCUCAAUACACACCCUGAAAAACUGUAGUUCAGAUUUCUUUCUGAACAUUUCCCCAUUACUUUGAGAAUUUCAUUUUACUUACUUGACCCUUUUAGUAGCAAACUCAUAAUCGGCAUUGGUUACUUUCAACACUAUGCCAAGGUCUGAGUUUAGAAUGGGCUUUUCAGAGACUACACAAUGACCAUAUUUAUUCACUAAUCAGAGAAAGCUUUGAAUGGAGAGUCUCUGUGUGUCUUUGUUCUUUCAUGUGAAUUGAUUUAUUUUUUGUACUUUCUGCCCUACAAGCUGGAGAACAGACAAUCCAUCCAGCCUUAAGCAGUCAGUCCUGCCGACCACUAAUCAGGAUAGCUGGUACCCUGCCAAUCUUUAAAGUUCUAAGAGUCGUAUGGCGUCCUUACGAAACAGGAAUAUCAUACUCCUUUAGUGAAUAGAGAGUGAAUACAGAGCCAAUACAGUCAACUGGUUUGGCAACAACAUAAGUAACAACACUGGUGAGAUUUAGUGUUUGUUCAGAAAACACCUGCUAACUUUUUUUUUAUCUGCGGGUUCGUAAUAGAUUUUGUUAUGUGAUUCAAUUUGUAGGUAUUGGGUCUACAAAGGUAUGAUAAAAGCUUUUCUACCAAAACCUUAAAUGAACACUCCAUGGACCAUAACAAGUACAGUACUUUGUAAAUAGUCAAAUUGUUUUAGAACAGUUUGACUUAUGUGAUGACCACUUGACACCUUUCCCCAUCUCCACUACCUCAGUCAGAGAGUCAGAUGUUCCUGCUAAAAAGUCUCUAUUAGCUGGCCGGAGCCAAGUCCUACACCAUCAGUCUUUGUUUAGGCAUAACAUUUCUGGCUCUCUGGUUGUGGUAGUAGAGGCAGGGAGUAGAUACUGGCAGACACCAGGUACAAAUUUAAACUGUUCUAAAACAGUUUAUCUGCUUACAGAGAGAGGGGGUGGAGGGGAGAGGGUGGAGGAGGGUAGAAGUUCUGUAGUGGUUUUGGUGCUUGGAGAGUUUCUUUAAAAAUUAAUUAGUCGCUACUGAUUGUUUAAACUGUCAGUAGCCAAACGCUCCUUUCUAAAAAUAUAACCCCCCAAAAACACGUUGUCUAAUUAGAGGUUUUUCAUUUAGACACUUUAUGGACAAAUUGUGCAUGUCUGCGACGAGCUACUUAAUUGAACUAUAUUAUAUCACAUUGAAAAUUGUAUGAGAGACGAGUACUGCAAAAUAUGCGCGCAUGACGUUGCGGUGAGUGUUAAUCUGCGCGUUUUGCCAAUUCUGCCCAGUUUCCUUCACUUUUGCCUAUACUUAAAAAAAAUGCUAGGUAGAAAACCCUGGAUAAGCAAGGCAGGAAACUGAUGGACAGCAAGGAGGAUUUGAUUAAGAUGAUUUAUAUAGGUGUCAUACAUUGGCAUGGAGAAUGGACCAAGUUUUGCAAAGUAUCUUCAUGACAUCCAGGCUCCAUCUAACCCCUGGGGCCUAGUGGCUGCCUUAAGUCACAUUAUGGUAAUUGCAGUAAAGACCUAAUUUUUGUCAGUAUAUGGUACAUACCAAUAUAUGUCUGUUUUUAUCUGUGAUUAAAAAAAUGCUAAUGCAUUUACAGUGAUUAUCCUAAUGUCCUUGCCUGCUUUGCGUCUCAUAAGUUAGCCUUGCUUGUGUUUAUUUUUCUAACGUCCGUUCUUUGCCAAAAUAAAGGGACUUGAACUGACGUUUGUCUGAUGACAUUAGAAUGCAAUGGGUGGUCUGCAAAUUACGGUAAACAGUACUCUUUAUCGUUGGUAAUCUCUACCAAUGACGCACAAAUCUGAACUUUUUUUAGCUAUUAGAAAAACUUUCUUAGAAAACGAGAAAUUUUAUACCAGAUAAAAUGGGCACUGAAAUUAGUCAUUUUUGUGUGUAAUGUUUCUGUUUAUCCUAAAGCAUUUGCCACAAACAAAGUAUCUUGGUACAAGAAGCACUCCAAGCAACAAUACCAUUGGAGUCUAGUAUCGUGGUUAUGUUACAGGGAGUACCAUGACACCCUGCUAGAGUAGUAGUCAAACUGAUCUUAAAGCAACUCUGCAGAUUUUGCUGUUAAAUAAAUCCUUUUAUGUCCGUCUAUUUCUCCUUUGAAAUUCACUGUAGUUUUUGAAGUUAUACAUAAGAAAAUGUAGGUACUACCUUUUCUCAUGUGGUCUGUGACCUUUAACCCCAAUCCAUCAGUCAAAAGAAUCCCCACAGAAGGGAAAACUGCAGACAUCAUGGACAGAGGAGAACAAAAUGGAGGCACACAGACUUUAAGCUCAUGCACAAGGAAUAAAGAAAUAAUUUUUAAAAAUGAAGGCAAGUGUCAAAGAGGGGAGUGUAAUGCAUGGCAUGUCCACAAGGGCCCUUCCCACUCUCCUCAUAACCAACCAAAAGCCCACGGACAACGCCAGAACAAAUAUACACUAACUUAAUGGCAUACACGGCUCGACUGCACACCCGCAAUGGAGCCCAACACAGAAAUACCUGAUACCAGGUGAACGGAAGCAAACCCAAAACUGUCCAUGAGUGGACAAGGCAAAUGCACAAAGGCUGCUAACCCUAGUCAUACCUAACCCGGCUUAAAUAAUCCACAACAUAUUUAACAAAAUGAGCAGCACAGUCCUCUUAUAAAGCUGUGCAUUAGAGCCCAAACCGGCAAAAUACACUGUUUGAUUGCAACCUAACUUGAAAAGACGGCGCAACUGUAUCGUACUAUAUUAGAUAAUGUUACAUGUUUACGAACCCUCCCUGAUUGUAUGUUUAUCCAAUUCUAUAACAAACGGUUUUCUCGGUGCACAAAUACCCAAUAUAAAGAAAAAAAAAAAAAAGAAUAAAAAAAAAGAUACAAAGUGCAUAAGGAAAGGAAAACUGAAAGAAAAACAAAAAACAAUACAGAGCCGGUAUAAAUGGUUUGACAAUUGGGGGGGCGCACAAAAUGCCCCGUCACUUCUUCUGCAGCCAUAAACUCUGAGACUGAGCAUCUUGGUGGUGCAGGGCCGUGCUCACUGACACAGAGUGCACAGCUGAGGCCCUUGGUUAAUAAGCGGGCCCUGUAGUGCUGGGCUUUGCUCAGUAGAGAUAAUGCAAGCUCCCUGCAGAAACUUCAGUUUGCAGAUGAGGGUAUGGUGGGUGUCCGGCAGACUCCAGGUAUAUUGUCUACCUGUUUUGAGAACAGUUUGACUACUUACUCUGUGAGCGCACCAAUUCACUCUUUGCACCAUAACCACAACAGUGAGCAGAAGUGGUUAUGGCGCUUGGAGUGUUCCUUUAACCCCUUAAGGACACAUGACGGAUAUAUUCCCUCAUGAUUCCCUUUUAUUCUAGAAGUUGUGUCCUUAAGGGGUUAAAGGAACACUGUAGUAUCGGGAAUGCAAACAUAUAUUCCUGACACUACAGUGCUGGAGUACUUCAUUAGGUCCCUGGCCCCCUGUGGAAAUUAAAGGUUGCUUAUUUGUUUUCUCCACCGCCAUGGUGGUCUUGCCAUGUCUGGCCCAGCCUCUUGAUCAUCUCAGUUAAUCCAAUGUGCUCAGAUCUGGUAACAGCCACACAUAAGAAGAUUGGUAUCACUACAUUGUACUGCUUGAUACACCUUCCUACUUGGUCAGAUGAGUUGGCAACGGUGCUUUAGUCAAUGUCAUUGGCUUACUAUAUUAGGUGGUCUUACAGGUGUGAUAUAGAAAGUGUUAUAAAAGAUAGAAGGAGAUAUAGAAAUGGCAACUCAGUCAAUGGUGGAAUACAUACCCAUAUCAAACUAUAACAACUCUUCAAAUGUUAGAAUAAAAACCUUGGGUAGGAUUCUCUGCUCUUUUUGUUUCAGUAUGUUUAAUUAUACAGCUCUCUGUCUGUAACCAUACCUAUGAUUGAUUGCUAAAUUUUGUCUCAUUAUAUUUUUGCUAACAGUUUAUAAAGGAGUUGUGAGUUUAAAUUUUUUUUAUUUUUUUUACAUUUUCUAGGAUACGGUCAUUGGACUUACAGUUUUUGCAAUGGGUAUUUUUACCCCAGCUGGAUGGAUCUUACUGCACCUCCCUGAGCAGAAAAGCCACUAA